Alligator mississippiensis (American alligator) is the source of this 16185-nucleotide messenger RNA. RefSeq names its product centrosomal protein 350 (gene CEP350). Gene Ontology annotation, cellular component: centrosome. The record is from RefSeq and is a predicted model, not a curated record. Bases 3029 to 12262 code for a protein of 3077 amino acids. Gene Ontology annotation, molecular function: microtubule binding. Gene Ontology annotation, biological process: microtubule anchoring. Lineage: Eukaryota; Metazoa; Chordata; Crocodylia; Alligatoridae. The transcript has 35 exons.
CAUUAUUUUAUUGAAAAAAAGAUUUGAAAUAUUGUAUUGUUAAUUUUGUAUAUAUAAUUAGUAGAUAAAAUUUUUCAGCUAGAAUCAAAGGAGAAAACCAUAUUGUGUCCAGUUUGCUUUUCUGUAGAAGAGCACAUUUGCAGAGCAUUUGUUGAUAGUGCUUAAAUAUCAGAUAGUUCUAAUUGCAUUUCAUAGAUUUGGGUUCUUGAUUUCAGGCUUUAUUUCCCCCAAAAGGACAAAAAAUCUGUAUUAAAAAUGAUACAAAGUCUGCAUUAAAAUGUGGUCUAGGCAGUAUAAGAAACUUGAGGACUACAGGUUAAUUAAAAAUAGUAGCAGAUAGUAGGAGCAUGCCUUGCCUCUAAAAAUCAGGUAUAUACUAUAGUGUGGUAACUGGAAUGCCUCAUAGUUGACUAUGACUGUUUUCUAAAAAUGUAUUGUCAGAUUGUUGUCAUAUUUUAUAGAUAUAAUGAAUAAAAUGUAGUUGCAGGUUUUCAGGGCUUCUGAAAAGGUGUUGUUUAGGUACCGUUUCUCAGUAAAUGUAUUCUUGUUGCUAUUUCCCUUAUUUCCUUCCCACUUUCCCCCCAAGUUGUUUACAUCAUAAAUUAGAUUGACUUCUUUCUGCUAGAGCAUAGUGUGGCCCUUAUCUUGACUGAGGAUUUUGGAUAGUAUGGUAACAGGCAAUUGCAGAUUUUUUUUUUUUAGUGCUAAUUAAAAUAUUUUGUAGAAAAAGGGAUUUGUAAAUACUGUUUCAGUAAUCUUGACAAUAUUACUAGAUUUGUGAAAAUAGCUGACUCAUCUGUUUAGUUUAUGGGGUUGAAGUAAGUAAAAUUUGUAUACCUGUUGCCCCUCUGGAAACAUUUUUUGCAUAUGUUUGGCCUGCAAAACUGAAACUCGUAAAUUGACGCUUGAAAUGAAUUUUCAUGUGCGGUGGUCUUGUAAUCCAGGUGGCAUCUUCUUUGACAUUAUAUUGAUAGUUUCUUUAUUUAAAAAAAGAGGGAGAGAACAGAAGAAAACUCCUCAGAAACUUGUCUAUGUGUGUAACCGGUUUUAUAUACAUCUUUAAAAAACAUGGACGAGCUAACUUCAAGUAUAAUAAGAAACUCUCAAAACUAUACUAAGCAAUCAAAUUUAAUAAAAGUCAGAUGAAGAAUAUCGAAAGAUUUAAUUGCUUUUUGGAUGAGGUUAUCAUUAGGCAGUAUUCAUCUGAACAGGAGUUUCACAGGCUGGGAUGACCUUGUUUAAAAGAAACUGGCAAUGAGCCAUGCAAAACUGUUCUAAAAUGCUUUGUUUCAUUGUGUUGUUUGAACUAAUAGGAAACUUGUUUUUAUUCUUUUAUUUUUGUUUUGUGAGAUCAAACUGCAGUAUGGGAUACUUUUUCUCAAACUAAAGCUGCUGUAAGUAUUUUUUUUCUUUUGCUUUAAACUCAAUUAAUGGCUACUGCAGUUUUAGCGGAAGUUGGGCCCUAGAAGUUACUAGUCCUUUCUGAAAGUCAUUUUCUGAAUUCCUGCUCAUGUAAGUUGCACAGAGCUCUGCUAGUCAUUUUGAAGAAACUGUCUGUCCCCUUUUUAUCUAAACGGAUUCACAUAUCAGGGCUUUGAGCCAGCAGACCAAUAUAUUAUUUAAUUGUUGCAUGCAGGAGUGGAUCCAGCAGAAGUGCAGUUGCACUCCCUUUGAUUCUUGCUUUACCCAGUGUUUACAACCAACUGUCUGGCAUGGCAGUAUCACUUCUAUUCAGGCAACAGUGAGGGAGUCACUUGACUUCAUGAUUUAUUAUAGUCUACCUGAUUCCUUCUAAACUCUCUAUUUCACGGGUGUUAAUGAUCCUCUCUCCAUUUUAAUUAUUCCACUAAUCAACUUAUCCUUUGUUCUGCCUGUUAGCUGCUCUUGGUAAUGUAGCUUCUGUUUCACAGCCCUGCAGACUGCUUUUAACUCUAGCUAGAAAUAUUAAUUCAGAUACGGAAAUAUUAACUCAGAUGAACAUUAACUUAGGUCUUGAAAUAACUUUCAGUGAAGCAUUGGAUGCACUGUCAAGAUGCUCAAGAAGGCUUGAUUUUGUUUUGUGAAGCUGAAAGAGAUGCACAUUUCAUGACAACAGGACUAAUGAAACAACAUAUUUUGUUUAUUAUAGUUUGUUGUGUUUUUUAUAAAUACUGUAUGAUAUAGCAAAUGAAUGCACAUUCCAAUAAAGUUGUAUUUGUUUUGGUUGACUAAUAUAGCCCUUAGCCUAUAGCUUAUUAGUAGAACUUCUAGUUUAUUUUUAUUGUAUGUGAUGAUGCACUGCACUAUUUGCAUUUCCCCUCCAGCCUACCCUUUCAAAAUCCUAGAUUUGCCCAUGGUUGCACAUGUUCUGUGCCAAGCAAUAAAAUGCUGUCCUGCUGUGGGAACUUAAAAUGCAUACUCAAGCUGCUGCAUUUCUGUAACUAGGUUUGAUUAUGCCCAAACUGCUUCCCUUUCAAUUUGAAGAGCUGGAUUAGAUUUGUGGGGACUAACUUUUUUGGCAGCUGUGCCACAAAUGAGCUUCACAUUCUUCCAAAGUGCCUCUCGGAUCCCCUUCCCCUGCUUGCUCUGCUUCUCUGCUUUCUGCUUCGUUCCCUGUGCUGCCUGCCCAAUUUGCUGGUUUGCUUUCUGCUUCAUGCCCUAUCUUAUGUGUGUCAUUUGUGGCACCAGUGCUUCAGGUUGGCCCACCCCUGAAUUAGAAGAUGUAGUUUUAUAUGGGAAAUCUUGUUUCACUCUCCAUCUAUAGAAGAAUAUAAUCUAAUGUAGUUUCAAGUCACAAGAUCAAUCAGUUUUGUACUGUUGGGGUUUUUAAGUUGUUUUUGCAUCUAGCUUUCCUGUUUUAGAAGUGAGAGAGGGCUUUUUCUUUUUUCUUUUAUUUUGUUUUUAAAAGAAAAUACAAGAAAGAAAACUAUAGUCUUAUUGUUCAAACCACUGAAACUGAAUAUUGUUUUAUAUGUUGAAAUCCUAGCUGCGUCACAUUGAGAACAAAUUGGAAGUCGUUCCCACCAGUACUGCUGUGUUUGAUUCUGUCAUGGAUGCCAAGAAGUCCUCUGCCAAUGCUACCAGGAAAAUAAGCAGAAAGGCCUUCAGGUCCUUCAGUCAAAAUAAGUCACGCAAGGAGAAGACCUCUCGUAGUCCUCUUCGUGCAACCACUCUCGAGAGCAAUGUGAAAAAAAGUAGCCGUGUAGAAUUUCGUGAACCUUUGGCUUCAUACAGGGAAACAUAUGGUUCCCCAUCUUAUCACAGUUCUAGCCAGCUGGAGGCCAAGCAUUUGCAAUCUAGCUUGGAAGGUAGUGAAGCAGAGGGAAAGAUUGAAGGAACAAACCAUGUGAUGUAUAACAGAGAUGAACGGGACCCACACAGCAGGGAUUUUGAAAGCCCACAUUCUUCUGCUGCAGAUGAGACAGUUGUCAGGUAUUUGAAUGACCGUCCAGCAAUUGAUGCCUUGCAAAGCAAUGAGAUUCUUUUUAAAGCUGUAACACCUACAAGAUCAGAGGAGGAAAAUAAUGGAUCCAGAGGAGAUGAGAGCGGCACUAAAACUCUGAGUACCACAGCCCAGGAUCCUGAACUGAAAGGGGUACGGCUGUCAGAAUCUUCCCCUUCCUCCACUAGUACUUCCAGUGCCCACAGGCUAGAAAUCUUAAAGCGGAGACAGCAUGAUAAUAAAUUGGAGAAGUUGAAGGAGCGGAUUAGAAAGCAGUGGGAGCAUUCUGAAGAAUUAAGCAGCAGAGGACAGCUUCAGGGCUAUGCUGAGCAACCAGUGGUAGUAACAAACGUGGAGAGUGCAGUGACUCCAAAAGUCAGAAAAGUAGCAGUUGCACCUCCUGCUCCAGCAUACAAAGGUUUUAAUCCUGCCGAGACAAAGAUUCGUACUCCUGGUGGAAAGGUCUGGCAUGAAGAUGAAUUUCACAGUAUUAGCAGGGAAUUAUAUCGAGAUAUAGCACUACAGUUAACUGAGGAUUCAACAAUGAAAGAGACGGCUACUGAAAAGGGUAAGGAGAAAAAAAGCACCAGGCCAAUGCGCAAGGUCCAAAAACUGAGACGGUCAUCAAGCCCAGAUUCCAAAUCAGGUGGAAGCCAUGUGAUAAAUGCAUCAUCUUGGCGGGAUGGACAAAAGCUAGUAAAAAAGAUACUGGGUCCAGCACCCAAACUAGAGCAACAGGACAGAAGAGCAACAUCCAGUGACAGGACUGGAAGGGAAAGAGCUACUAAAUCUUCAGGUUGUAUUGGAAGGACAAGCUCAGAUCCCAGGCUGGAUGUUACCAAUAAAACCUAUUCAAGAAGUUCGGAACGGUCAAGGAGUAAAGUACGGUCUGAGAAUAACCUUAAGAAAUUGGAAAAUACUCUUCCAGAGAGUAAACAAGAUGAUCACAGCUCAUUAAAUAAGGAUUUUCUACCUGUGGAGAUACGUGGAAUUCUUGAUGACCUGCAGUUGGAGUCCAUGACUCAGAGUACAAAGCAGGAGAAAGAUGGUGAAAAGCAGAGCCAGAAAUUUGUUUUGCUUACUCAAGGUGCCAGGAGCCACAGUCCAACCAAAAGAAAACCAGACAAGCUAGCUUCCUGUGAAGAGCCUCAAGUUAUCUCCAAAAAGCGUCACUAUGAUACAGAUGAGGUUCGCCAGUACAUUAUUAGACAGCAAGAAGAGAGGAAGAGAAGGCAGAAUGAAGAGAAGAAGGCACAGAAGGAAGCAACAGAACAGAAGAACAAAAGACUUCAAGAGCUUUACAGGAAACAGAGGGAGGCUUUUGCUAAAGCAAAGAAUAUGCCACCUCCUGAACCUUCAGCAGCUAGGCGAUUACAAGAAACCUAUUCUAAACUGUUGCUGGAACAGACUCUGUUAGAGGAGCCUUCUAAGCUUGCUGCUGUUCAGGAAAUGCAGGCCAGGCCAGUAUAUCAGCCAUCUGGGGAAUCGGACAAAGAAAACAAAGCACAAGAACGUCCUCCUAGUGCAUCUUCCAGUAGUGAUAUGUCCCUGUCAGAACCGUCGCAGCCUCUUGUUAGAAAUGAUUUGAUGGAACCUACUUGGAUACAACCAGACAGAUUGAGCCCACGAGUCCAGUUUUCGCAACCACAACCUUUUGCAGGCUCAAGUGGGGGUCUUUUCUCCCAGCUUUUGAGCUUGGAGCAGAUGGGCCUUUUGCAAAAGGACUUUGACACAGCACCAUCACCCAGGAGGAAUCAUAAUGCUGCUAUGGGAUCUCUGACUCUGACAUCUCAGCCUUACCUGAAUUCAUCUUCUGCACAGCAAGAUCUCUUAGCAAAACCAGCCACUGGUCAAUACAGGAGUAAAUUGGAACGCAUUGAAGCUCUGAAAGCUACGGCUGCUUCUCUCUCUAGUAGGAUUGAAAGUGAAACCAAGAAGUUAGCUGGGGCUGGCAUUAAUUAUGGCUCUGUCUGGAACACUGAGCACGAACUCCUUCACCAAGGGAAUCUGGAUGAUGGGCGGUGGGCUAAAGUUGUGAGUCCUCCUGUGAGAGAGGAUAAUGAAGAUGUUUUCUCAGCCAGAAUUCAGAAAAUGUUGGGUACCUGUGUGUCUCAUACAAGUUUCGAUGAUAACCUUCCUGGAGUGGGCAACCUAAGUGAAUUUAAAAAGCUUCCUGAAACUAUCAGGCCUCAUACAGCUGCAGUCAGCCUUGGAAUGAGGUCCCCAGCCAGUCAAAGACCUGAAGGAAUCCUAGGACAUUUAUCAAAGAGGUCAACUGACUCCCCUGGUUGUGAAAAACAGCCUUAUGGUCAAAACAAAGUCAUAAUUCCUCGUGAUUCUAGCAUAGAUUCAAUCAGUGAAGGACCUCUUCUAAGUGAAGGGAGUCUCUCCGAGGAAGAUGGAAGCCAGAGUAGACAAUCUCCCUUGAAGACAGCUGAGGUGUUCAAAGAAAAGGAAUUUUGUGUGCGGGAAAAAAAUGCUUUUGAGCCCAUAAAAGAAUUUCAGAAGGAGGCUGAAAAGUACAUGCCACUUUUUACACAGACAAGUAGCACUCAGAGUAAGGGACCAUGGGAGGAACUAGCAAAAGGAAGUCCACAUAGCGUCAUCAACAUCUUUGCAAAAUCUUACCAGCUACAUGGAAAAGGACUUGAAGAAAGGUCAAAUGGUGGGUCUCCAAUCCUGCGACCUUUACUUCCUGCCAUGAGCCCUCCGGAUAGUGUUGUUUCAUAUGAAGAUGACUUUGUUUCAUCACAAGGGAGUGGAACUCUGACAGACAAAAAGAAUGGUCUUGAGCCUAGUAUCAGUGGCAGCAGCAUUGCCAGUAUUCGGGAAGAACUUCGCAGCAGGAGGUCUCCUCAUGAGCCUCGGUCUGUAGAACUUGGCUCUCCGCAUUCAUCUGGGCACCGUUCUGCAGCAUCUUCUCGCUCAUCUACUUCUUCUAAAAGAAUUGGGAGAAAGGAAAAGCUAGAAUCUUUUAAUGGAAGUUCACGUCAGUUUCCCAUGGAAGAAGACAAAAUGCUGUCUGAGUCAGACCAUGGAUCCCAACAGGCAAAGAAGUCCUUACCUAGCAGCAGAAUUUCCAACAGAGAUCAUGAGCAGAGUCCAGAUACUGACAGUACUUUGGAAGAGCUGUCUGGGCACUCAGUGAGUUUCUCCGACAAGGGAAAAUCCCUGAAAACUCCAACUUCUCCCCCAUCUCCAGGUUCCCAGAAACUAUUACAAUUUGACUCUGUAGGCAAUACAGAAAGGGCCAGAUCUCCUGGAGGCUUUUCUUUGGGUACAACAUCAGGAUUCAAGUCCAAUGUACCCUUCCCUGACUUGAGCAUGGGAAUCAACAGAACCACAGUAGGAGCACCUUCAGUGACUGGAUCUAUGCACCUCUCCCCAGCUGGUCUCCAGCAUCGUUUGUCAGCAGAGCUUAAUUACCUGAAUGUCAUCGAAGAGUCUGUACGACAGCUUUCAGAUGUAGAACGAGUACGGGGCAUAUCACUUGCCCAGCAGGAAAGUGUUUCCUUGGCUCAGAUCCUAAAGGCACAACAACAGCGACAUGAGAGGGAUUUGGCUCUCUUGAAGCUCAAGGCAGAGCAAGAGGCUUUAGAAAGUCAGAGACAGUUGGAUGAAGCCAGGCAGAAGGCAGCUCAGGUCCAUGCAGAAUCUCUCCAGCACCUGGUCCAGUCACGUCAGGAGGCUGUAGAAGCACUACAGGAAACUACGUGCAAAAUUGCAGCCAAACAGGUGGAAGCUGCUUUAUUGACCACAGAUGCAGCUCGUCAGAUCCGUGAGAUGACAGAAUUAGCACGAACUCAGAUACCAGAAACUGUCAGUGCUCCUGCAGCUCCAAUCACCGCACUAUAUGAUGAUCAGCGGCAGCAUCAUUCAGAGUUCAUAAAACAGAUAAGAGCUUGUUCAGAUCCAAACAGGAAAAGUGAAUCUGGUGUCCCUUCACAGACUAAAGAGGAUACAACUGACUCAAAACAGAUGUACUCACCAUCAUUUGACAGCUACUCAGAAUCCUCACGAUCCAAGAAUCAUGAUAGGAGCAGUAGUAGUAGCCUCCAGGAGAGUCCUUCAGUUCCAUCUUCCAAGGAGAAUGAAAAGAAAGAGAAGAAACCCUCCCGGCGUGAAAAGAUGACCAGCUCCAUUGAAGAUCAUGCUCCAACUGUUGUGGAUGAUUCCUUGCGGAGUGAUAGUAUUCCAUCACUACCAGAUGAGAAAGGUUUAGAUUCAGCUUCCAUUGCAACAGAGUAUUCCCUGAAAUUUGAUGAGUCCAUGACAGAAGAUGAGAUUGAGGAAAAAUCUUUCAGAUCUUUACUGCCUUCUGAGAGCCAUCGCAGGAUCAACAUGGAGAAGAAGCGAGGUCAUCGGGAUGAUUCUGAUGAGGAGGUUUCCCCAGAAAAGACAGCCCUGUCAUCUAUCAAGGAGCUAAGUAUGCCAUUCUCAGGGGGUCAGGAUAGUUUCUCUAAAUUCACUAUGGAGAUGGUGCGACAGUACAUGAAAGAAGAGGAAAUGCGAGCAGCUCAUCAGUCCUCACUGCUCCGCCUUCGAGAAAAAGCUUUGAAAGAGAAGACCAAGGCUGAACUGGCCUGGCUGGAACACCAGAAAAAACACUUGAGAGACAAAGGAGAGGAUGACAAGAUGCCUCCCAUUCGAAAGAGACAGCGUGGCCUGCUGCUGAAGUUGCAACAGGAGCAGGCAGAAAUUAAACGUCUCCAGGAGGCCAACAAGGCAGCUAGGAAGGAGAGACAACUGAUUCUGAAGCAACAGGAAGAGAUAGAACGAAUCUGCCAGACUACAGUGAAACUGCAGGAAAAACUGAAGUCUGCAGGGGAAAAUAAACUGGAGUUGCACAGUGAAGACGACAUAAAGCAGAGCAAUGCUUCCAGCCCACUUCCAACCGACACAGAAACCCGUAGCCCUUCCCCUAUCUCCAUCUCCAGUAGCGAGACUAGUAGUAUUAUGCAGAAGCUCAAGAAAAUGCGCAGCCGAAUGGAUGAAAAGUUCUUGACUAAGCGAGAACAGAAGCUGAUGCAACGGCGACAGCAUGCUGAAGAAUUACUGGAGUGGAAGCGCCGUCUAGAUGCAGAGGAAGUAGAGAUACGCCGGAUAGAGAAACAAGCUUUAGCUGCCUGGGACAAACAGCUACUCAAAACAAAAACAGCAAAGAAGGACCUGGGCGACCAGAGGACUGAACCCAAAGAAACAGCCAGUGAAGAAGAGUCUCCAGUGCUUUCCUGUUCUCAUCUAAACAGUGAAAGCUCUGUUCCUGAAGAACUAGGGAGUCCACCUGCUGAGUCUAUCCCAUCAGAGAUUAUAGGGCAUGAACAACCUGGAAGCCCUGAUCAUAGUACACUUACUGAAGAAAUAGUUUCUUCUCAGGGCCUCAAGUCCACUACCUCACCUGCCAAGCUUUCUCCUUCCAAAAGCAGUACAUCUCUGUCAAAACAGGAUUCCAGCAAAGGAAGCCAUAGAACUGGAGGGCAGUUGCGUUUACCUUUGAAAUCCCAUCAGGUGUCCCACAGUUGGUCUGAUGAGUCUUUAUCCAUGACACAGUCAGAAACUACAUCUGACCAGAGUGACAUUGAAGGCCGGAUCAGGGCCCUAAAAGAAGAGCUACGGAAGAGGAAGUCUGUUGUCUACCAAUUGAAAAAGCAACAGAAGAAGAGACAGAAGGAAAGGCUGAAGGCCCAGGAGGCCAGUUUGAUCAAACAACUAGAGUCUUACGAUGAGUUCAUCAAGCAGACUGAAGCAGAGCUGAGCCAAGACUUGGACACAUCACCCACAGCUAAACCUCAGAUUAAAACUCCAUCUUCAGCUACUGAAAAACCUAAAAUCAAGCCACCUCCACUCCAUAGGCCUGAGGCGACAAAGAAUUGGAAAUCAUCGACUGAAUCAGAGCGAUCCAAAGUAUCUUUGGAAUCCAUUGCAGAACAUGUUGAUGCUGUACCAUCAAAUACUGAGCGAUCUGUGUCCAUGCACAGCAAGAGAUUCAUUGAAACAGAAAUUCAUACAGAAGAGCCUUCCCAAACCCUGUCUCCAGUCUUAAAGUCACCAAGGAAAUCCAGAGCAGAAUCUGGUGAUUCUUUGGAUAGUGUGUCCUCCUCAUCUUUUUUCAAAGACAUAGGAGAGUAUUGUAGACUAUCUCAGGUGUUACAGAGUAGGUCAGAAAAUGCAUCUGUUAAUGACAUUGUGUCGAGUCACAGAUCUAAGUUACCAGAAGAAAUGGAGUACGUAAAACCAGGAGAAUUUGAAGUUGAAGGUGCUAAUAUUAAACAUUCAGAAUGCUCUGAUGCCAUCUUAACACUUGAGAGAGAGCAGGAGAAUUCACUAGAAGUCUUCCCAAAAAAAGACCCCUGCACUGAGAUUGAGCAAUCUCAGAAAGAACUAUUUGGCUUUGCAUUUGAAAAUAUUCAAAGUAGAGAAGAAAUCUCAGAACAGAAACAGAUAAACAAAGAUGAAGUUGUGAGUGACCGAAGUAUUGAUACAGGAAAGUCUUCUUACAAGCUGAGCAAACUGAUAGAAGAAAAAGACUUUACAGAACAAAUAUUUGGUCAGAAAGGGUUGUCAUACUCUGAAGAUUUUGAGGGAGUCUCCCACAGAAAAGAAAAAUCAAUUGAAGAUGCCUCUGCUGAGUGUUACAAAGAUGACUUUGAGAUAUCUGUGCUAUCCCCCAGAAAAGACUCUCAGUCACUUAGAUUGAAAUCACUUCAUGCAAAAACUUCCAGAAGUGGGUCUACCAGUCUUGAAAGUGAUGAUGAAAUCAGUGAAUAUCUCAGUGACAAGUCUCUUUCUGUCUCAGGCAGCAUACAUUCAGAGAGAUUAUUAGAACUUAAGUCACCAACAGAGCUCAUAAAAGAUAAAGAACGCAGUGAUGUAACGAGAGAACCAGGUCCCAUUGACUCAUCACCUUGGGCCUCAGUUUCCAUCGUGGAAGAAGCAGAUGGCCUCCUAAAUUUCCAUAUUGGAGACAGGGUACUUGUGAGUAGUGUCCAGCCUGGAACACUGAAGUUCAAAGGUCUGACCAGGUUUGCUAAAGGCAUCUGGGCUGGUGUGGAACUGGAUAAGCCUGAAGGAAAUAACAAUGGAACUUACGAUGGUAUUAAAUAUUUUGAUUGCAAGGAAAAGCAUGGUAUUUUUGCCCCUCCUCAUAAGAUAUCUCAUAUUUCAGAAAGUUUUGAUACCUACGUAGAUACAAAUGAAGACUUGUUUUUUGAUGAUAAAUUGAAUCAGCACCACAAAACAGAGCCAAAAAACAAAGGAAGUUCCAAACCUGGCAAGUAUGAAGAGCAGGAAAGAGAUGCAACAGAAAAGUAUUCUCAAGAUAAAGCCCCAACAGGCAUAUCUGCUCAAGAAGGGCCAGCUGGGGAAAGAGAUAAUGAAGACUCCAGUCCUGAAGCAAAACAUGUGAAGGAGAUUUCUGCAGCUGUUGAAUCACUUGCCCAAGAGCAGUCUGUGAUAGACUGUCUCAAAUACUCUAUAAAAGAUGACAUUGUUCCUGGCACCAUAGAAAAGAUUUCUGCUGUUCUCUUAGAAGACACAUCAGAUAAUCUGUUGUCAGAAAAACUGGAAAAGCAACGGAUCUUAGGGGAGGAGUGUAUUGAAAAGUUAGAUCAUCUCUCUUCUAGAGUUUUGGAGAAACUUGCUACUCCACUUAUGGACUUAUUGACAAAAGAAAAGAGCCAGUUAGAAGCACAACUUAAAUUGCCACUUCGAGAAGAAGAAAAGUCAGAAGAUCAACUAGAAAAGGUCAGCUUGCUGACAGAUGUUCUCCUUAAGGACUUUCUUAAAGAUGCUGUUAAACAAUUUCAACAAAUCAAGAGGGUCAGGAAUGAGAAAAUUCAACUUAGCAAUCGAGAGCUUUGUGAUGGCCAAGAGGAAUUGUCACCCAGAACACCAACCCAACAUGUGGAGGAACAAGGAGAGAGUAGCUUGCAGGACUUUUUCUUAAAUUCUAAAUUGGAAGAUGAAAGAGAGGAAGUUUCUUCUCCAGAUAUGUGUCCCAGACCAGAAAGCCCAGUGUUUGGUGCCAGUGGGCAGAAAGAGCUUGCCAAGCGGUUAGCAGAACUGGAGCUGAGCCGAGAGUUCUUGAGUGCUUUAGGAGAUGAUCAAGACUGGUUUGAUGAAGACUUUGGUUUAAGCUCCCACAAGGUUCAGCAGAAGCAAGCUGAAGAACCAGCAGUGCUGCCCAAGACGGAGCCACAAAAAGUGCCAGCAAAGCCAUGUGAGGAACCUUUGGCUGUCCCUCAUACUGCAGUGGAAGUGGAAGGCAUGGUACAUGAAGCAGCUGAGGAGUUGUGGAAGUUGAAAGAGUUGGGUCACGAUCUUCAGAGUAUCAGCCUUCCUGUAGACCUUGGGAAUACCAUCCAGGAGCAGGACAUGGAGACCAUUAGCAAACAGGUCUAUAAAAAGGCAGUAUUUGAUUUAACAAGAGAAAUUUUUGGGGAAAUCUUUGCUGAGGAUCCUAAUCUCAAUCAACCCAUUUGGAUGAAACCAUACAGGAUCACUUCUUCAUACUUCCGGCGGGUAAAAGAUCCUAAUGACCUUGAUGAGAUCAAGAAUUUCAUUGCAGCUGAAGUGCUGAAGUUAUUCUGCUUGAGGAAGGAACCUAAUCACAAAACCGAUUGGCAGAAAAUGAUGAAAUUUGGACGAAAGAAGCGGGACAGAGUGGAUCAUAUACUGGUACAGGAACUCCAUGAGGAAGAAGCUCAGUGGGUGAACUAUGAUGAGGAUGAGCUGUGUGUGAAGAUGCAGUUGGCAGAUGGGAUCUUUGAGGCCUUAAUCAGAGACACCAUUGAUGUUCUUAACCAGAUAAAUGAAAAACAGCAGAGACUACUGCUUGUGUGACGUCCCUGGAAAUAAAUCAGACACUGUGUAAUCACUUGAGCUAUGGGCCUUUCUGCCUUCUGACACAUACUACACCUCCACCAUAACUACACUGCUGCUGGACUUUCAGCUGUGGAUUUUAAAGGCCACUUGGAUGUGAUGAAUCAACCUGGUUUUGCAUGCCCCACCUUGGGAGACCUUACACUGGAUCUCUUGUUUGCGACGAAUAGGAUCCCUCACUUGAUGUUGGCAUGUGGAGUGUUCAUGUCAUCCUUGUGCCAAGGAAGUACUCAGCUUAGCUGCCAGCAGCUCCCCAUGUCUCGGACUGGGCUGGGAACUGUAUGUUGUUCUCUGAAGCUGGGAUUGCUGAGCUGGGAGAGGUUGGGAGACUGGCCACUCUGCCUGGAAUUGUUGUCAAGAGUUGAAACUCAAGUGAUCUGUAGACACGUGCACCAGUGAUUAUGAUAACAACUGGUUUGGUCGGGUUUUAGCCAUAAAGAAGAUUUUAAAGCCCUUUACAGUGUUAUGCCCUUAACCACUUCUCCUUCUUACCCUGCAGGCCCAACUGCAUGCAUCAGUUUUUCCACUCCAGGGUCUGAUUCCAUUCUAAAGUCCACUUCCACUUUUGUUGCUGAGGCAUGGUACCCAACAGGAUCCCUGGGCUAAUCCAGGGGAAUUGGUAACCUUGCAUUCUUCAUCCAUUUACACAGUUCUUACCUCUUCCCUAUCUAUUUUACUUAAGUGCAGAACAAGAGCAAGGUAAAGGCUGCUGAAAGUUGGCUCCAACAGACUAGCCUGAGGCCAACUUUACUUCCGCCAUGUAGCAUUUCUUCACUUCCUGAACCACCAGCUGCUCCUUGAUAAAUGGAUACUCAGGAUUCUCUCAGGCAUCAGACAUGUGGGAGUGGAAAAUAUUUCUUCACACAGCUUUGGUCCUCAAUCCCUCCCUUGUUAGCACUGAACUCUUAUAAAUAGGAAGAGCUGCUGCUUGACAGAUGUAGGGAAAUGAGUGUUCUGCACCAAAGAAAGUGGUGUCCAGUGCUUGACUCUGUGCAUGUUUUGUGCUUGUGGGAUUUGUUUUAACUUAUUUUAAGAUAAUUUAUUAAAUUGGAAAUCAGGAACAUGUCCUGUGCAAUGGUUGCACUUUCUUAGGUUUUGAAAUGGCAGAACCUAUGAAAGGUACUUGGAUAACAUGACAUCUGUCCUGGAAACUUGUAGGGUCCAUAUUCUUUGCACAAAAAACCUCAGCCUCGUGGGACAAUGGGGAGGAUCAAGGGUGCCAAACCUUGGGAAGCAAAGGCACCAAUUGUAAAAGGAACCUCAGCUGGAACCAGUGUCAGAAAUUAUGAAGUGUUUGGAGUAAGCUAAAAACAAGAUCUCAGUACCCUUCCUGCUCUUAUUACCUUCCCUUUUUCAUCAGAAAUGGUUUCUUCCCAGGAGCUAUAGGCUGAAGAUGGCCACUGUGUGGUAUGUUUGGAGCUGUUCAGUUGCAGUGCUCUCUUGUCUUCUGAGGGCCUUCUUGACUUACCCAUUUUGUGGUUCUUGGUCGAACAUAGACAAUCUAGGGUUGAGUGUUGAUGCCUUAAUAGUGGAAGUCCUGUUUACCAGCACAGGACCAGACCCAGAGUAGAUUCAUAUUCUCCAGACAUGUGGGAGUGUUGAGGUGCACUCAGAAGCAUGUUAGGAGGCACCCAAAGAUGCUGUAGCCCUUGAUAUGCACAUAGGGUAAUCUCUGACCCUUUUCUGCAUCUGUCUGUUUCUUGGGCUUCCAACUAUGCAUACCUCCAUCACUGCUCCAUUGUGCUCCCUCCUUGUCCAUCUUUAUUUUUGGGAAACUGUCCUUGAAAUAUUUGCAUUUUGCACAGUGACACAAACACAGUCAUUUUUGUAAAUCAGGGACAGCAGUGAGAAAUGUUGGAGUGGGAGGAGGUUGAGCAUAUCUGAAUCUCACCUGUCAUAUAUUGCCAGCAUCUCGUUUGUGAGUUAUUAGUGAUGAGCCAUAUCUACAAGAGCAUAGUGAGCAAAAGAACAAAGGGAAACACAUAAUGUAGUGAAACAUGUCUGACCAAGCACGUAUAUCUGUCUGUCUGUGCUAACUUCCCUUAUAGCUGUAUGGAAGUCAGAUGAUCCUGUUGCAACAGCAUUCAGCUUCUCCUAAGCAAUUCACUUUUCCAUUUAAAUUAGUAAGAUAGCUGGGUUCAUGAUGCUGAACUUCAGAACUGCCAAGUGCUUCAAACAAACGAGAUAAAGCUGCUGUCUUUAAAUCAGCAUGGUGUCGUGGAUUGAGUCCCUGUCUCAGAUUCUGUUUCCUGGGCAUCUUCUUUUCAAAAGGGACAGUUAUUUUUAUAAAUGGCAAUAACAGUAGAGAGGGCAGAGCACCAGUACAGACAUCCACAAUGCAGAUUUAUAUUGUGCAUAUUGUAGAAAUGGUAGAAAAGGUUGUUUCCAUCCCUGAGAUAUCAUGGCCUAUGCUGAGGUAGUAAGAUGAUUUACCUCUCUGAGGGCACCUGCUAGGGUAUAGGGCUGGUAUGUGGGAAUUUGCAAGCAGCAACAGAGAUUGUUUGUUGCAGCUGGUUCCUCGCAAUGUGGAAGGAGGUUGGAGAGAACAUCUCAAAGUAUCUGUAACAAUUCCCAGCAGGAGCAAUGUGAACCAAAAUAACUGCAUAUGCCUGUUAAGUGACCUUCUCAACAUUGGAUGAGUACUGGGGUACAAUGGAGACUAGGACUCAAGAGCAUUGAGACAUGGUAAUGGUCCCUUUAGGUCAGAGUUCAUAACAGAUUUUCAGCUGAGAUGUGGAAUCUCUGGGCUGAAUAAACAAAUUACACUUCACUGCUCUCCCUUCCCCCUACUUCUCCAAGUUUAAGAUAUUCUGUCAUGAUAAUGAUCUGAUCCUUAUUAAAUUGUCUUGGUGAAAGAGUAGGAAAUCCAAGGUUAAAGGGAUACUGGUACUCCCUUUAUUUUUUGAGCAGCAAAUUGGAGCAAGCUUUCUCUAGUAGAGAUCAAAAGCACUGGAUUGAGUUGAUAUGGAAACUUAAUCCCCUUUUCAGCCCAGGAAAAGAUCAGUCAAUGCCAUAUAGAAAAGCCCAGGCUUGUGUGAAUAUGGAAGGUGACCCUCUCUCACAAUAGGAUGCUUCCUAAGCUACUGAUUUUUGGAAUAUUACUACUAUACCUUUUUGAUUAUGUUCUGUUGCUCAUAAAGUUGAGUAGUUUAUUGAAAAAAAAUCUAUCUUGUUCGCUUUCUUUUCCUGAAAAAGUGGCCUUAGCUAUUUGCAAUACUUGAAUAAAGUGUGUACCUGCAGAAGAUAUUCAGUAGCACAGUGAUAGAGAACAUUUAAAUAACUAUCUUGCAAAGAACGGAGUGCAGUUCUGACUUUUGUAUCCCUUUGCUACCUUAAGAAUCUUGGGAGAAUAAAAUUCUUUCCAGCAGAGGAAGAGUUGAUGCAUACAAAGUGCUUAGUUUGAACUAUAGGAAUUCUGAAAUGUUUACAAAUCACCUAAAAUGGAGAAAAAAAUAUCAAGAACUUAUUUGUAAUUUAAAAACUAAAUGCAAAAAUACAUACAGAUGUGAGAGAGGAGUACUGUAAUUAACCUGCAUUUGAGAGGUUUUUUCCUUGACUUUGCAGAGCCUUUUGAUACACAUUUGCAAAGCCGCCUUUUGGGAGGUCUGGCCUCCUCAUGUACUGUAUUGUGCAGAUAUUAACAAUAAACCAGUUUACUGUGUACGUGUAUAUAACUUGUUCACUUGGUUCUGGGCCAGUUUCAGUGAAUAAUCCUACCCGGAGCAGCUUUGCACAGUAGACAUAAAGAUGUGGGGUUUUUUUUGUAAUUAAGAACUGUAAAAUACACCAGGGUGGUCCCUGUGUACACCAGUGUAAAUAUCUUUGUUAACUGAAAUGUACUUUAAGAGGAUAAAAUCUGUAAAUAAACUGAUUUAUAAAUUUAA